This is a messenger RNA of Protopolystoma xenopodis, 771 nucleotides long. Lineage: Eukaryota; Metazoa; Platyhelminthes; Monogenea; Polystomatidea; Polystomatidae. The record is from the annotation of a GenBank genome assembly.
AUGGGGGAGUUCCUGCCCGCAUCUAAAAAAAAUAGAUGCCUUCUUGAUUCUUCCAUUUACGAGUUAGUACUGAGCAACUUUAUAGACAGUUCCCCAUCAGAAUUUUUGCGUCUCAUUAACAAAUGGUCUGCAACCCCUGGUCUAUUCUCGAUUGAAGCUGUUAUACAGGUGCUUUCGGAUCGCAUUGAUAGAUAUGGAUCCCUUUCGAGCCAAGCAAACACUGAUAUAUUGACCCUCUGGCGAGCUCUGGCCACUCUUUACGAACAAGCCGGUAUCACAGAUAAGUCUCUCGAUGUCCUUAUCCGUCUACAUGAUCCAAGUAUCUUUGACACUCUGGAACGACAUGUUCCUAUUCGUGACCGCCGUAUCCUCCAGGUUCUGCGUGACCGUGUCCUUGACCUACACGAGCUGAACACCUCAAAGGCGCUUCUUCUAUAUCUAGAAAUUUUGGACGAUAUCCCUGUUGCUACAGUCGUCUCCAAAUUGAGCCAAAGUCCUUACCUUCAGUUUAAAUAUCUUGACAUGAUCUAUGUUAGAUAUCCCUACUUGGUAACGCCGCAUCUGAGUCGAUUGAUAGAGCUGUAUGCUAUCUAUCAGCGCGACAAACUUCUACCUCUUCUUCGCUUCACUGACCAAUAUCCGCUUAGCGAGGCCUUGGAGCUCUGCAAUAGUGCUAAGUUCGUGCCAGAGACUGUUUAUCUUUUGACUCGCGUUGGACGAAGAACUGAUGCGCUCAAGCUUAUUAUGACACAGGUAAUCACCCAGUUCUGA